Messenger RNA from Styela clava, 3625 nucleotides. Lineage: Eukaryota; Metazoa; Chordata; Ascidiacea; Stolidobranchia; Styelidae. The record is from RefSeq and is a predicted model, not a curated record.
UCUUGCUUUGGUUUACGUCGAGACAGUUUUAGUGAAUUAAAAUUUCCCUAAUGUGUAAUGGCGAAUUACGAUAAUUCAAGAAAACCAAAGUACAAGUAUGGCUUACUUGAAUCACCGAAUACAUCGUAUUUUUCAAGUAGCAGCGCGAAUGAGCUCAAUGUUACACCUAAUCAGCAGAGAAGUAAGGGUACUACACCAGGGAAUUUUACCGGUAUUCGUGAUGCCUCACCUUUGAGUGACGACGUACGAUCUCCUUUGAUGUCAAGGCAACAGAAUGCCUGGAAUCGUCAAGUUCGUCCAAGCCAUGACUCUUCUAUUGCCACUGUUGCAAACAUAUCUGGUAUUAGUUCGAUCGCUGGCGAGCAGAGAGGCAGAAGUACGGAAAAGACAUCAAACUCUGAUACACUAUUUGCGUCCGCGGAAAACUCGACUUUACGUGUGAAAGAAUGUAUGCGAACACCAAAGAAUACAGCAUUGUCGAGGCCAAGCACAAGCAGCGAUUCAUCUCACGUUUUCCAGCUUCCGACGGGGCGAGCGCCUCGCAAAACCCCAAAGUUAACACCAGGAAGGAGCAGCUCACACACAACACCUAGAGCUGUUGAUUCUACUUUGUCUGGGGCUUCCAGCUCAAGUACGCCAAUAACACCAGGACACAGCAGACGAACGCCACGUAGUGCCAGAUCAGAUGUAACAGACACACCACGUAUCACCGAGUCAUCAAAUAUCGUAGCGAUAGUGGAAGGAAGAGGAUUGGCAAAAGGAGAGAUUGGAAUGGCUUCCAUUGAUUUACGCCAUCCAGUUUUGCAACUAUCUCAAUUUUCUGAUUCUCAAACUUACGUGAAAACUAUAACUCGACUUCACCUACUCUCUCCGAUCGAAGUUAUUUUUCCAAGCACAAUGUGCGAUGCUGGAAAUAAAGUCAAAAUAUUCAGAGUUGUUUCGGACAAUUUUCAGAAUUGCAACAUUACCACAGUUCAACGACAUUAUUUCAAUGAAGGAAAAGGUCUCGAUUAUAUAAAACAAUUGUGUGUUAAAGAACGUAAUUCUGUGGAAAUGGACGUAAAUGGAAAGUACUACUGUCUAGCGGCCACAGCAGCUUUGGUGAAGUAUGUUGAAUUUAUACAAAACACAUUAUUUGCAAAUUUCUCGUUGAGUAUCGUCUUCAAGGGAAGCGAGCAGACAACACUUGUAGAUGCAAGCACUGCUUCUGCGUUGGAACUUGUGAUUAACUUGAAAAAUCCAAAGAGCGAAGAGACUCUGUUCGGAGUUUUGAAUCAUACUAGAACCGCUGGAGGCGCUAGAAUGCUAAGAAGUAAUAUUCUUCAACCUCCUAAUGACCUUGAAACAAUCACAUCAAGGCAUGACUGUGUUCAAGAACUUACAGAUGAGAAAGAUCUAUUCUAUGGGUUAAAAGCAUGUCUUGAUCGCUUCGAUGUUGAUUUGGAUCAUUUGCUCUCGUCUCUAGUUCAAAUACCAAAACAAGAAACAGAACGAACAGCAGAAAAUAAGAUUACAAGUUGUAUUCUUCUGAAACAUAUAUUACAACUUGUUCCAGCGCUAGAGGAAACACUUACAAACGCUCGUUCUGAACUUUUUCAAGCUUAUCAUGCAACAAUGAAGGAUACUAGAUUCGGAACAAUAUUAGACAAAAUACUGAGUGUUAUAAGAGAAGGAGCUCAAUAUCAGAAAGGAAAUUUGAACAUGAAAACUCAGAAAUGUUUUGCAGUGAAGGAAGGAAUCAACGGAUUACUCGAUGCUGCCAGACGAACGUUCUCUGAACUUAUUGAAGACAUUAAUGAAGCGAUCACACAACUUGCUGAAAAACAUAAUCUACCAAUCAAAUGCGCUUAUAACGCGUCACGUGGUUUCUUCAUACAAAUGACGUUGUCAGAUCGCGGUGGAUGUCCCGAGUUACCUUCUUCGUUCAUAAAAGUUUCUAAAAGCAAGAAAACUUUGAGUUGUACAACAAGCGACAUGAUAUGUAUGAACGAAAGAGUAAAUCAAGCUGUCAAAAGUAUUUACGCGAUGGCGAAUGAGGUCGUAUCUGACAUGUUAACCGAGAUUCGUGAUUCCAUAGGUUGUCUUUACAAUUUAUCUGAGACAAUUUCUACGUUGGAUAUGUUGGUGUCGUUUGCACAUAUUGCCUCUACUACAGAAUACGUGCGACCCGAGUUCACGGACACUCUGGCAGUGAAGCAAGGGCGACAUCCAGUGUUGGAGAAAAUCAUGAAACGAGAGAAACCAAUCCCAAACAAUAUCUAUGCUUCUGAUGAAACUAACUUCAAUAUUAUAACUGGGCCUAACAUGAGUGGGAAAUCUACUUAUUUGAAGCAAGUUGCACUUUUACAGAUUAUGGCUCAGAUCGGAUCCUUCGUGCCAGCGGAAUACGCAUCAUUCAGAUUGUCAGAUCAAAUAUUUUCAAGAGUUGGUAGCGACGAUGAUAUUGAAACGAAUUCAUCUACUUUUAUGGUAGAAAUGAAAGAGAUCAACUAUAUAAUCCAGAAUGUGACGGGCAAUAGUCUUGUUAUCAUUGAUGAAUUAGGUCGAGGAACGUCGAGUGAGGAAGGUGUUGGACUAUGUUGGGCGAUUUCUGAGUUUUUAUUAAGUCAAAAGGCGUUCACUCUGUUUGCGACCCAUUUCUUGGAAUUGUGUCGGCUGGAAAAAAUUUAUCCAAACGUUGAAAAUUUUCAUUUCAAGAUUGAUCACGUGACCACAGUUCAUGGAAGUCUUCAUAAAGUAAUAUAUACUUAUGUUUUAUCUCGGGGGCAUACAAGAGAGAAACAUUACGGUCUCCAGCUUGCUGAGUUAUUCAAUUUCCCGCCAUCUUUGAUCACUCGUGCACGAGAUGUUGCCAAAUCAAUUCAAGAAAGUAAUGAAGAAACAGACUUGGUUGUUGCUCAACAGCAAAAGAAAGAAAAAGCAAUCUAUAGACUUGCAACCAGGCUGCUGCAAGCAUCCCGUAGUUCAGUCUUAGAAGGCGAGGCACUAAAGAAGUUUUUACAAAGUCUCAAGGGAAGAUAUUUAGCCGAUAUUAGCGAUCGUAAUAACGACAAUGAGAACGAAACUUCAAGUCCUGAAAAUCAACCAAUCAGUGGCCGCGAAAAUGAACCAAUCACAAGCCAUGAAGAAGAAAUCAUCAACGCUAACCAAAACCAACCAAGCAGUGGUCAUGUGAAUGAACCAAUCACAAGUCAUGAAAAAGAAGUCAUCAACGCUGACCAAAAUCAACCAAUCACUGGCUACGAAAAUGAACCGAACUUUAGUCGCGAAAAAGAAGUCAUCAGUGCCAUCCAGAAUGAACCAAUAGAAAUUGAUCAAAACCAAACAACGAGGAGUACUGAAAACCAGUUGAUGUCCGACGGCGGCGAGCGGCGAAUCACAGAUAUUGUAAAUCAGCCGUUUGUAAGAGUCGGUUCGACGUUCAACCCGAAUCUGUCAUCAACUGGAUCACUUAAUUGACGAAGACACGGUGGACAAUAUGAGGUCACACUCUAAGAAUAGUUCGGGCCAAUAUCGAGUAUCUUUGGGUUUAGAGUCAAACCGAAUACCAUUUUUUCAUCAAAUAUUCGAAUUCUAUUUAAAAAUGUUAAUUUUUUUGUUUGUUGUGAUAUCGAAUGUACAAGUA